This is a messenger RNA of Fulvia fulva, 330 nucleotides long. RefSeq lists its product as uncharacterized. The transcript has a single exon. Bases 1 to 330 code for a protein of 109 amino acids. The record is from RefSeq and is a predicted model, not a curated record. Lineage: Eukaryota; Fungi; Ascomycota; Dothideomycetes; Mycosphaerellales; Mycosphaerellaceae.
AUGUUCGCCCUCCGCGCUCUCCGCUUAGCGCCCUUCCGCCUUGCGCACCGUUCUCAGCCCCUCCGCCGCUAUGCAACUGGACAACAACCCCAAUACCAAGCUCCUACUUCAGCGUCAAAACCCAGCCCCCACCGCGAAUUCUACCGAGGCGGGCUAGGACGCGCCGUGGCGUUCAAUUUCUUGGUCGCGAUGGCGACGUUUCAGGUCAUUUAUUGGGGAUGGUUGAAGUUGGAGAGUUUGGAGGUCAAGGAAGAGAGGACGAGCGAGAUUGAGAGGCUUGAGGGGGAGGUUGGGAGGUUGACAGGGGUGAAGACGGAGAAGGAGCGGUGA